Messenger RNA from Notechis scutatus (mainland tiger snake), 6343 nucleotides. The record is from RefSeq and is a predicted model, not a curated record. Lineage: Eukaryota; Metazoa; Chordata; Lepidosauria; Squamata; Elapidae.
GAAGCGGCUUCCAUGGAGGAAGGGAAUAAAUACAAGAUGGCUGCUCAUAUAAAACCAGGCGUCGGGCUUCUCCCUGGUGAUGGAGGAAUAGAGGCUUUAAUCUGGGUGGCCUGUAUUGUAGGUCGCUGCUGCUCGCAAGGGCGGCCGAAGAGGGGAGGGGGCCUUAGGCCGCCGCUAGGAAGAGCCGCCUGUAGUCGCCCCUUCGCUUGCGGGGCCGCGGCGUGCUUUCCUAAGGCCAGGCCGGGGUCCUGCCACCUCCUUCCUCCCCGAGCCGCGGGGGACUGUCUCCCUACUGGGCCGGGCUGUAGCUCCAUCUCUUUCCGGCUAUGGCGGUCUCCAGGCUUGAUCGCCUCUUUAUCUUAUUGGACACUGGCACGACACCGGUAACAAGGAAAGCAGCUGCCCAGCAACUUGGGGAGGUUGUAAAACUUCAUCCACAUGAAUUGAAUAAUCUCCUGGCUAAGGUAUUGGUACACUUAAGGAGUACAAACUGGGAUUCCCGCAUUGCAGCUGGACAAGCUGUGGAAGCCAUAGUAAAAAAUAUACCGGAAUGGAAUCCAACUCCACAGCCAAAGCAAGAACGAGGCUGUGAAAAUCAGGUGGAAGACACCUCUACUUCUGAUCGGUUGCGUUUUGACAAAUUUGAUAUUUGCCGACUUUUAAAGCAUGGCGCUUCUCUUCUUGGAUCUGCUGGUGCUGAAUUUGAAGUUCAGGAUGAUACAUCUGGUGAAGUAGAUCCUAAAGAAAGAAUAGCCCGACAAAGGAAACUGCUUCAAAAGAAACUUGGCCUUGAUAUGGGAGCUGCAAUUGGAAUGAGCACAGAAGAUUUGUUCAAUGAUGAGGACUUGGACUACACCCCAGCUUCAUCGAUUCUGGUACACAAACAACCUACUCUCCAAGCUGCGGAAUUGAUUGAUUCGGAAUUUCGAGCUGGAAUGAGUAGCAGACAAAAAAAUAAGGCUAAAAGAAUGGCCAAGUUGUUUGCAAAACAAAGAUCGAAAGAUGCAGUAGAGACCAAUGAAAAAAGCAAUGACAGCACUGAUGGUGAACCAGAAGAAAAAAGAAGAAAAAUUGGAAAUGUUAUCAUCAGUCAACCUGCAACUGACUCCAAACUUUUAGUUGAUAAUGUUCCAGAAGAGAGCAAUGAAUGGCCUUUGGAAAGUUUUUGUGAAGAAGUAUGUAAUGAUCUCUUUGAUCCAUCCUGGGAGAUCCGUCAUGGUGCAGGUGUUGGACUGAGAGAGGUACUCAAAGCGCAUGGGAAAAGUGGCGGUAAAAUGGGAGACAGUACUGUAGAAGAGAUGAUUCAACAACACCAAGAUUGGCUGGAAGAUCUGGCUAUCAGACUUCUUUGUGUAUUUGCUUUAGACAGAUUUGGUGAUUUUAUUUCAGAUGAAGUAGUGGCACCUGUGCGAGAAACUUGCGCUCAAACUUUGGGAGUAGUGCUGAAACAUAUGAAUGAGAGUGGAGUUCAUAAAACUGUUGCUAUCCUGCUAAAAUUACUUACACAAGAGCAGUGGGAAGUAAGGCAUGGAGGCCUUCUAGGGAUAAAGUAUGCUUUAGCAGUUCGUCAGGAUCUGAUUGAAACAUUACUACCUAAAGUCUUGCCUGCAAUCACUGAAGGACUACAAGAUUUAGAUGAUGAUGUUAGAGCUGUUGCUGCAGCAUCUCUGGUGCCAGUCGUAGAGAGCCUUGUCCACCUCCAGCCAGAGAAAGUACCUUUUAUUCUUAAUAUACUGUGGGAUGCCCUUCUAGAUUUAGAUGACCUGACAGCUUCCACAAACAGCAUCAUGACCCUUCUUUCAUCCCUUUUAACUUAUUCUCAGGUCCAAAGAUGCAGUAUUCAGCAGUCACUCACAGUUCUGGUACCACGUGUGUGGCCAUUUCUUCAUCACACAAUAUCUUCUGUCCGAAAAGCAGCAUUAGAAACUCUGUUUACUCUGUUGUCUACACAAGAUCAGACAUCUGCAACCUGGCUAACUCCCAUUUUGCAAGACAUGUUAAGGCAUAUCUUUCAGUUCUGUAUUUUGGAAAGUAACCAAGAAAUUUUAGAUUUAAUACAUAAGGUGUGGCUUGAAUUGUUGAGCAAAGCUUCUUUACAGUAUGUGGUAGCUGCUGCAUGUCCAUGGAUGGGAGCUUGGCUCUGCCUGAUGAUGCAGCCUUCUCAUUUGCCUAUUGAUUUAAAUAUGUUGCUGGAGGUGAAAGCCAAACUGAAGGAAAAGUCAGGUGGGAAGCUGCGUCCAAGUCAACCCCAGACCAAAGAAGUGGUCCAAGAAUACAUAGCUGGUGCCGAAAGCAUCAUUGAAGAUCCAGCAACUAGAGAUUUUGUUGUUAUGAGAGCUCGGAUGAUGGCUGCAAAAUUACUUGGAGCCCUCUGCUGCUGCAUCUGUGAUCCCAGCGUGAAUGCUGCUUCCCAAGAAAUCAAGCCAGGGGAAUCACUUGCCCAACUCUUGCUUUUCCACCUGAAUUCCAAGUCAGCUUUGCAGAGGUUUAGCGUUGCAUUAGUAAUCUGUGAGUGGGCUUCCUUGCAGAAGGAAAAUAAAAUAGUGGCCGAUGCUGUCGUGUCACGCUUACUUGGAGUGCUUUCUGAGCAUCUUUAUUAUGAUGAAAUUGCGGUUCCCUUCACCCGGAUGCAAAACGAAUGUAAACAACUUAUCUCUUCAUUCACCGAUGCAAACAUUGAUAUUUCCAGCAAAGUAAACUGCAGCGUUUUCACAAUAGAUCAAGCUAAUGAAUUGGUUACUACUGUUUUUAAUGAAGCUACAUCAUCUCAAAACUUAAAUCCCAAAGUUUUACAGCAAUUAGAAAGCAAGCGACAGCAGGUUCAAAUGACAGUCAUAGAAACAAACCUGGAAUGGCAAACGCUGCAGCUGAGAGUGCAUACAUUUACUGCUUGUGCUGUUGUCAAUUUGGAGCAGCUUCCAGAAAAAAUAAAUCCUGUUAUAAAACCUUUGAUGGAGGCUGUGAAGAAAGAAGAAAACACGCUAGUACAAAAUUAUUCAGCUCUAUGCAUAGCAAAAUUGCUUCAGCAAUGUAUUGCAAGAUCUCCCUGCCCCAAUUCAAAAAUCAUUAAAAAUCUUUGCACCUCGCUGUGUGUGGAUCCACAUCUUACUCCUUUAGCAUCCUGUCCAGCACAGCCACAGAGCAGCCAUGAAAACUCAAAAGGAUCUAAUUCUGAAAGAGAUGGGAUGCAUCAUACAGUCACCAAGCACAGAGGUAUAAUUACACUAUAUAGACACCAAAAAGCUGCAUUUGCCAUCACAAGCCGACGGGGUCCAACACCAAAGUCCACCAAAGCCCAAAUUGGAGAUUUGCCUGCAAGCACUAGUGGAAAUGUAACAACAGAGCUUGAUGAAGCUCAGAAACCCUACAUUGUACAGCGGAGAGGAGCAGAAUUUGCUUUAUCCACCAUAGCAAAGCAUUUUGGUGAUGAAAUGGCAGUAGGCUUGCCACAUCUUUGGGAUACCAUGGUCGGGUCCUUAAAGAACAGUAUCGAUAUAAAUAACUUUGAUCGAAAGUUACUCUUGGAAAAAGGAGAUGGACCAGCCCAGGAAUUGGUGAAUUCUCUACAAGUUUUUGAAAUAACUGCAGCUUCUAUGGAUAUUCGGCUUCACUCUCUGUUAAUACAGCACUUGCCUUACCUUUGUAUGUGCCUUCAACACCCCAGCACUGCAGUGAGGCACAUGGCUGCUCGUUGUGUGGGUGUAAUGAGCAAAAUAGCUACCGUGGAAACCAUUCAUAUUUUUCUAGAAAAGGUUCUUCCUUGGCUGGGAGCGAUAGAUGAUAGUACCAAGCAAGAAGGAGCAAUUGAAGCUCUCGGCGCUAUAAUGGAGCAAUUAGAUGUUGGAAUUAUUCCCUAUAUAGUCCUGCUUGUGGUUCCUGUUCUGGGCAGAAUGAGUGAUCAGACAGACAGUGUCCGUUUCAUGGCUACCCAAUGCUUUGCAACUCUGAUUAGAUUAAUGCCACUCGAGGUAAGUCAGACCCUUUCCUGUUGUGUUCAACUUUAUGAAGAUUUUGCCAAGUCCCGUGCCAAAUGUGAUGUCGACGAAACAGUUUCAGCAGCUUCACUCACUGAAGAGACUGAAAAACCAAAGCUUAAAGCUACAGGACACGUAUUUCAGGCAUUGCAGUAUUUAAGGAAAUUGUGCAACCAUCCAGCACUAGUUUUAACUGCUCAUCACCCGGAGCAUAAAAGGAUCACAGAGAAGCUUGGAGCAGAAAAUUCUUCUCUUCGUGACAUCCAGCAUGCACCUAAACUCUCUGCUUUAAAACAGCUAUUACUCGAUUGUGGUUUAGGAAAUGGUGGCUCUCCAGAGAGCGGUACCGAAACGAUAGUUGCCCAACAUCGAAUUCUUAUCUUCUGUCAACUGAAGAGCAUGCUGGACAUAGUAGAACAUGACCUUCUGAAGCCUCACUUGCCCUCUGUUACCUACCUGCGAUUAGAUGGCAGUAUACCAGCUGGUCAGAGACACUCAAUUGUCUCACGGUUUAACAAUGACCCAUCCAUAGAUGUGCUGUUACUUACUACUCACGUUGGUGGGCUUGGUCUUAACUUGACCGGAGCUGAUACCGUGGUAUUUGUUGAACAUGAUUGGAAUCCAAUGAAAGACCUCCAGGCAAUGGAUCGGGCACAUCGUAUUGGACAGAAACGUGUUGUUAACGUUUAUCGCUUGAUAACAAGGGGAACCUUGGAGGAAAAAAUAAUGGGUCUUCAAAAAUUCAAAAUGAAUAUUGCAAAUACAGUAAUUAGUCAAGAGAAUACCAGUCUUCAGAGCAUGGGAACAGAUCAGCUUCUUGACCUCUUCACUCUGGAUAAGGAUGGAAAAACUGAAAAAUCAGAUGGUGCCACUUCUGUUUCUGGGAAAACAACUAUGAAGUCAGUCCUUGAAAAUCUUGGAGAACUUUGGGAUCAAGAACAAUAUGAUUCUGAAUAUAGCCUGGAAAAGUUUAUGCACUCACUCAAAUAACCAUUCUUAUGGUUUUUUUGGUUUUUUUCAGCUGAUAUUCAGCAUAUUUCAAAACAUUUAUAGUGGACUUCUAGCAUCAUAUGAAAAAAGAGGAAGAAUGAUGUUCUGCAUAAAGCCAACAUAUUCUGUUGGGUUAGUUGAGUCUUAAAUACUUACAUUGUUAAAAUUCUAAAUUGCUGUUUAGCUUUGAAUUUCCAGAAUAAUUAUACAUUCUUAUAGUUUUGCAUAUGUUGCUAAGUAUUACACCUUCAUUCAAAAUAGGUUCACCAUUUCCCUUUUCCUGAACCUUCCAAAAUUUAUGCCAUUUGUUUUGAGUAUUUUGUUACUUUAAACCUAGCAUGUUUUAAUGGUACACUGUAGGAAUGUUCGGUUUAGCUAUUCAGAAUAAUUUGUUCACUUCAGGUUGUACAUUGACAUAAUAACAGCAAAGCAUACCAUUCUGGAAGACACUGAGGAUUUAAAUGAGUGUUGCAAAUGCUACAAUUCCCACCUUUAUAUAUUUAAGUAUGUGGUGCUCUUCAGUCUUCUGACAUUUUGAGAGCAGUUGACUUUUUAAUAAAAUUACUGAAAAUGGCUAAUAGGCCAUUUCUACAUCCUGUUUAGAGGGUGCUAUUUUUAUGAGUGUUUGUGGGUGUAUAUAAUGGCAAGAGCAUAGUCAGCUCAGAGAUCUAAAGUAUGCAGUCGGUUUCGAUGUUAUAUUUUUUUGUAAGAGAGAAAAUAUAUAAAUAGAGCUUUUCCAGUAGUAGUUCUUACAAAAUUAAGAAUCCAUGCUGGAAAAAUACCCAAAUGCACUAGUGCAUGAUCCUCUUAAAUAAAAAGGGUAAUGUUUUAUUUAGGGAUAUAGCUUAAAAAAAACACCCCUUAGAAAUACUUACCCUGCAUCUCAGAGAAUAAAAUGUUGAACUAAAAUCAUGUAAUACAAAUUUAAAGAUGCUAUAAUAAAGAGGAGUAAAAAUAACAGUUGUACAUUUUUUAAAAAAAAUGUAUUCUUAAAGGGAGUCAGUAGUGGCAUGUCUAUGUAUAGAUGUCCGUACCAAAUGCAUACGCCAUUUUCUAAAUAUUUUAAGACAAACUUACAUAAACUCUUUAAUAAAUAAGUAUAUGUUUAGAUGUCAUAUCUAAGGUUUGAGCAUGUGUGCACUUCAGCAUCAGAGCUUGAACAGCCGUGAGGCCUCUGAAAUGUUUAAUUGUUUUUAAACAUUUCAAGAGGAAAAGCAACCUGUUGGCUUAUGGAGCAAUAUUGUUUUUUUCAGCACUCAGAUAUGAAUGAUGAACCUGUGUCAUAUUUCAGCAGAUAUACAAACUGCCAUACUGUAACAUGAAACUAGCAUUCCUUGGGGAAAAAAACAAAAUAAAAAGCCAAAUUGGCAUUAAUUGAU